Biomphalaria glabrata is the source of this 4141-nucleotide messenger RNA. Its product is annotated as dnaJ homolog subfamily C member 25 homolog. NCBI's taxonomy places the organism in Eukaryota, Metazoa, Mollusca, Gastropoda, Planorbidae. Gene Ontology annotation, cellular component: endoplasmic reticulum membrane. Bases 85 to 1098 code for a protein of 337 amino acids. The record is from RefSeq and is a predicted model, not a curated record. Gene Ontology annotation, biological process: protein folding. The transcript has 11 exons.
UAAUUUUUUCAAGCUGGAGAACGCCUUUGUGAAUGUGUACAUACAAAGUAACACAUAUAUUCUAAUGUUGCUCUGAACAUCAACAUGAUAUCGACUGUUCAAAAACAUUUGAUUUGUCUUUUUAUUUGGGCCUCUUUAAUGUUUUCUGCUCAUGCAUUUAUAGAAGGAUUGUAUUGCGGCACAGAAAAUUGUUAUGAGGUACUUAAUGUUGCCAGAGAUGCGACAAAGGGGGAAAUCACCAAAGCUUACAGAAAGCUGGCCAAAAAAUGGCAUCCUGAUAUGCACAGAAAACAGGAUGACAAAGAUUCGGCAUCAGAAAUGUUUCUGAAAAUAGCCAAUGCUUAUGAGAUAUUACGUGAUGAAGAGCAACGCAAUGAUUAUGAUUACAUGUUAGAUAAUCCAGAUGAAUAUUACUCCAUUUACUAUCGCUACUACAAGAGGCGUGUGACUCCCAAAGUUGAUGUUCGUUUAGUUAUAGCAGUGUCUAUCACAGUCAUUUCUAUAGUGCAGUAUUUCAGCCAUUGGAAUAAUUACACCACAGCUAUAAAUUAUUUGUGCAAAGAUCAGAAAUAUCGUAUUCGUGCUAUGGACAUUGCUCGAUCUGAAGGCUUAUUAAACAACAAAAAGAAAAAUAAAACUAAAACAAAGGAAGAAUUGAAGGAAGAAGAAGAAGCAACAGUUAGAAAAAUAAUUGAAGAAAAAAUGGAUAUAAGGGGAGGUUACCAGAAGCCCAAAGUGACAGAUGUGCUGUGGAUUCAGCUUGUAUUGCUCCCCUACCAUAUAGCCAUGUACAUUGUCUGGUGGGUGCGAUGGGUCUGGAAAUUCAACGUACAACAUGAAGAGUAUGGAAAGGAGGAGCAGCUUUAUCUAAUUAGGAAAAAUUUAGGCAUUAGUCAGAGUCAGUUCGACAUGAUAGAAGAACAUGAAAUAGAUGAUUAUCUUCAUAAAAAAUUAUGGAUUAAAGAUUUAUUUAAGGAUUGGAAAGCUAAGAAAGAAGAGGAAACAAAAUCUAAACUAGCAGAGAGUGCACGGUACAAGAUGUACAGGAGAUACGUGAAGAAGGGAGGUGCUGGACAGAUGAGCUUUGGUCCAGAAUGAAGCUUCUAUAAUUUAGGCUUGGCCUUUCUCAUUCACUUUGCUCAGUGUGUAUGUCCUGUGUUGUGAACUAGGUCAGGGUAUGGUGGCGGGGGUGAUAAAUAUUCCGCUGAAUAACUUUCAUUAUCUCAUUGAGUUGAAUUAUAUAAUAAUGUCACAGUAUACAGUAAGAUGGCAUCUAAAUACAAAUUGAUCUGCUGGACUUCACCACUGAGAUCUGCGUAUUAUGUAUAAUCUUAGGACACAAAAACCUGAAGAUUUUGUUGAGAUUUUUAUUUCAUUUUAUUUUCUCUUUUAGCACACUGCCAAAUCCUUUUUUUUUUUUUUUGUAACAUUAAAUGUUGAGACAUUAUUGAAUUGGAGACAAACCACAAAAAAUUUGUGACAACAAAAAUGAAAUGUUUUCAGUUAUGACAAUGCUAAAUUCUUAUCCAGUGUGUGAGGCUUUUUUUCUUUUUAAGCUUUAUCUACAUUUUGUAUUUGGCAUGCUGAAACUUUUUUUUUAAUAGUUAUCUUUAGUGCUUCACUUACCUUCAACCUGAAAUGAGUAAGUUCUGUCAGCAAAUUGUUGAAACACAACUCCUUAUAACUCUAGUCCUUGAUAGCAUUAUUUGUGUUAUAACAAAGGAGAACGAUAAACUAUGUUUCACUUACAUCAAGGAUCUCUUCAUGCUGAUAUUUAUAACAGUUUACAAUCAGUUAAUUAGUUGUUAGUCACAGAUAUUAAUUGUUCUAUAAUUUCAAUAAUGUUUUAUUAAUGUUGUCCCUAUAAACAGAAUCGUGUCAUAAGGAUAGUUAUAUAUUUAUUUUUUAAAUAGUAACAUACCAUAUUUUCGCGCAUAUUACCCGUGGGUUAUACACGUUUUUACAAACGAAUGGCAGCUGAGUCUGGUAUACAAAGGUGCAGGGUAUAAAAAAUUUAUUUUGCUCAUAAACAUAGCGAAACUAUGGCCAUACCGAUGGGUCUUUAUUCCUAUAGUUUGCUGUGUGUUUGUGAAAUGCACAUUGGAAAGUUUUAUGAACAUCUCAUUAUAAACCUCAAGAAAACAAAAAGUACCAAUGGAACAGAAAAUCUUUAAUUUAAUAUACCAGUACUCAAUUGUUACAUGUAAGUAAGCAACUAAACUAAUUUGUCAAUACUGGUAGUGUCGAAAUGUGUAGACUACAAUGCAUGUAAUUAUAUUCGCAAUCAAUCAUCAGUCUCACUAAUGUCACUGUCUUCACUACAGUUAGAGAAGCCUUUUCAAAACUUGUGUCAUAUUCACUGUCUUCUUCCAAUAAGUGAAGCAUGUUGGCAGCAGCAGUAUGGUCAUAAAUCAACUCUUCACAUGCAGGGGUACAUAAGGGUGUGGUUUGUACAAUUUUGUUUUUACUAAUUUUGCAAUUUGUUUGGGGUGUAUGCGUGAAAAUAUGGUAGUUAUUUUAAAUAUUGCAAGGAAUAAUACCAUCACAAGUUGACAAUGGAAAUAUGUUGUGCUGUUACUUUUGGCUUGUUUUGUUUUUUAAGUGAUAGGGUUUAUGCUUAAUAAUCAGACUUUCAUGAAUCUAUCUAUCUUAUAGAAAGUGUAAUGACACUGAUGUCUAGCAAGAUCAUUCUGUUUAACUCAUCUAAACAUUUAUGUACAUUGCUACAGUUAAAUAAAUAUGCAUGCCCUAGAUCAUUUUAUUGUUUUGACCUCUGUGAGUGUCAAGUUCAUUGAUUGUAGGUGUCACAUCCAUUGAAACUAGAACUGAACAAUGGCACUUAAUAUUUGUAUUCAAUUUUCACCAUUAUAUUAUUUUAUAUUGGAUCCAUUGAGCUGGCAUUCAUUUCAAAAAGACAUCAGUAUUUCUUAAUUUGAGGAUUUCAUUUCUUUGUCCAUUUCUUUUGGCUCUCAUUUGCUCUUAGUUUUCAAAGGUAUUCAAUUUCCUGGCAUGACAGUCAUUCUGUUCCAAUACUAGAGUCAAAGAAUUCUAUUUUAAAAUGGCCAAUAAAUAUUGUUGGGAAAUAGCAUCACUGACAUGGAGAUCAGUCAGAGAGAAAUUCAUUAUUUGCCACUUUCCAAAAUCUUUGUAGUUAUCAAAGCAGAAAGAAAUGCUGCCUAUUGUAUUGUUUUGUUAUUUUUCAAAUUCAAAUAUUUUAUGAUUGUGUCUCUAUAAUACUCUCUGUAUUAAGUAACUUGUAAAUAUUUGCUAAGAUAACAAAUUUAAUUUGUCCUUUGUUAUAGAAACAAAGCUUAUAUUUAUGUCAAUAUAUCAAAACCAUUUGACAUUUGAUUAACAUGCAUGGCUAGAUUGAGACAUGAAAUGCGUAAGAUGUAAUUUCUUUUUUUGAAGUAACGUCUGUAGCAAGAUAAGAUGAGACCAAAACUAAAGUAAAGUGUACUGUAGUAAGAUAAGAUGAGACCAAAACUAAAGUAAAGUGUAACAGGAUUUUACAAAUGCAACAAACGAUUGUGUCUGGCCUCUUGUUGAAGUAGUCCUUCCUCAGUUGUAGUUCAUCUCAGGUUUACAAGCAAUAUCAUAGCUUUUGAAAUCAAUUAGCUUAGCUUUGCUGACUCAUGGUUCAAAACAUAUCAGCUUCAUUUCUCAUCUUUCCUUAGAGAAUGUCCACCCUGUUCCACUGUGUGUUAUCUUUGUUCUUGACUGCUAAGCUAUCACCUGAGUUGACACAUUAUUUAUUAACCUCUGAUUAUGUGAAACAUUCAACCUGCUGAUGUUUGUUUAAUCAUCUGACAGAUUAGCCUUUAUACAAAUAAAAUUAUGUAAAGACACAUUAAUGGCAAGAUUGUUGAAAAUUAUUUAUGUUUAGUUUGAACAAAAAAAUCUGGCCUACUUGUUGUUUAUGGCAGAAUUCAACAAAAUAAGCAGUACUGAUCUUGUUUUUUAAAAAGUUUAAAACAAAAUUCAAACUGAGAAACUCUCAUUAUGAUUGUGAUAAAAACUGAUGCAAAACUAGUGUUCAUGUAGUUGUAUGCUGUAUUGAUUUUUUGUUUUUCCUUCACUGGUUUAAGAUUUGUCUUUUGUGACCUCAGCCAAUGAAAUAAAUCACUACUUAACAAGCCAA